UGCAGCUCAUCGGCGGCGGAGGUUUCAGUGUGAAGCGCCGGAUCUGAGGAGCCCCGUGACCUCCUCUCUUCUCUCCGCUCCUGUCCGUCGCUCCCGCCCCGCAGCAGCUGCAGCCAUGGCUCUUCUGAUGGAGCACCAGUUCAAGCCGCUGCCGGCCGAUAAGCAGGUGGAGACGAGGCCGUUCCUGGAGGCCGUUUCCCACCUGCCGCCCUUCUUCGAUUGCCUCGGCUCCACUGUUUUUGCACCUGUUAAGGCUGACAUCGCUGGCAAUAUAACGAAAAUCAAGGUGGUGUAUGACAGUAACCCAGGCCGAUUUAAGACCCUGCAGCAGAUUCUGGAGGCAGAAAAGGAGAUGCAUGGAGCCGAGUGGCCCAAGGUGGGAGCUACACUUGCCCUCAUGUGGCUCAAGAGGGGUCUGCGGUUCAUUCAGGUCCUCCUGCAGAGUUUAGUGGAAGGAGAGAGAGACGAGAACAACCCCAACCUGAUCAGGGUCAACGUCACAAAGGCCUACGAGAUUGCCCUGAAGAAAUACCACGGCUGGCUGGUUCAGAAACUCUUUAAAGCGGCGCUGUACGCUGCUCCCUACAAGUCAGACUUCCUCAAAGCUCUCUCGAAAGGUCGGGAGGUGAAGGAGGAGGACUGUCUGGACAAAGUGCGUCAGUUCCUGGUCAACUACACGGCCACUAUAGACGCCAUCUACGAGAUGUACACCAAGAUGAAUGCUGAGCUGGACUACAAAGCAUGAUUACCAUUACAUCACUGUUCCCUCCUACUGACUGCUUCUCAAACUGCUCUGCUUCUAAUUGGACGUUCUUCUCCUAAAGGACCAAGCUGCUUCAUAUUGGACUUCUGGAUGAUCAGUCAGCAUCCAUAAAAAGCUGGGUUUCUCAGAGUUUCUUGUUAGCUAUUAUGACAGCAGGAGUGCUCUGAACUUUUGUCUUAGUAAAUUUGCUGUCCUCUACAGGGUCAGUGACGGUCAGCAGUGACGCCUGGAGAAAGCUGUGUACUGCAGGGUCUGCUGUGUUAUGGGGGUUUGUUUUAUAGUCUUUCCCAAAACGAAGAGCAACAAACUGAACCUACCUAGCAGCACAACCUAAGACCAAUACAAGUCACUACUAAAUUAUCAUUUACAUAUGUAACUGUAUGGUUAUAGUAUCCUGUGGAAAACUUGAUUUCUGGAUUUAUUUGCACUGACUUAUUGAAUCAGUCAGUUUUUUUGUUUUUCUUUAUUCAGUUAUCAUCUAUAAAACUUGCUCCCCAAAACCAGAUUUGGUAAACAAAUGUCUCAGGUCCCAACUUGUAGUACUGCAAUGGAACUUCUUAGGCCAUCCAGCAUCUACCAGUGUAGGCUCUGGAGUUUCAUAGACUCUAUUCUUCCUGUUUUUGCCACUAAAAUAAAGUCCUAAAGCUCCCAGUGGGGUGACCGACAGUAAAAUAGUCAGUCAACAAAAUAUGACAAUGAAGUUAAACCCAAAAAGGGAGUUAAGGAACUGCAUAAGAUGGACUAAAAUGGAAAUGAGAAAAAUGCGGGUCACCUUUCUCAUAAAUAUAGUAUGUUUUUGAAAUUGUACUCAAGUGCAUAUAACUAAAGUAGUUACAACUGACUGUUCUAGGAAUGCACUAAAAUUAUUAAACUGAGCAUUCUAGAAAUAUCAGUAUAGUUCUAAAACUGAGUGUAGUUCUAGAAUGAUCAUCUUAGUUCUAGAACUAUCAGUGUAUUUCAAGAACUAUCAGUGUAGUUCCAGACUAUGAGUAUAGAUUCAGAACUAUCAGCGCAGUCCUAGAAUAUGACUGAAAGUUUUUUAUUAAUAGCAAGCAGUACACUUCCAGAGCUAUCAGUGAACUUCUAGAAUUAUCAGACUUCUAGACUGGACUAGACUGAUCAUUCUGGAACUACACUAGUGAUUGUAGAAAUAAGCCAUAAUGCUAGAAGUAGAGUGAGAAUUCUAUGCUUACCACUGUAGAAGUACAGUUAUAAUUCUUAAACUACAGUGAUAAUUCUAGAAUGGCACCAGCUUUAGAACUACUCUGACAGCUCUAGAACUACACCGAUAUACAGGCAGUCUAGAACUACACUGAUCAUUCGAGAACUAAACUGAUAACUAUUGGUGUAGUUCUAAAACUGUCAGCGUAGUUCUAGAACUAUGCUUAUUUCCUUAACUAACAGUGUAGUUCUAGAGCUUUUAGGAUAGUUCUAAAACUAGUGGUGCAGUUCAGUGUAUUUCAAGAACUGUCAGUGUAGCUUGAGACUACUAGUGUAGUUCCAGAACUACUGGCAUAGUUCUAGAAUGUGAUUGAAAAUUAUAUUUUUAUUACCAAUCACGAGCAAUUCUAGAACUUCACUGAUAAUUCUAGAACGACACCUUUCAUUCUAAAACUGCACAGAUCAUUCUAGAACUACACAGAGGAUUCCAAAGCUAGGAAUGCACAUUCUGACAUUAUUGCAGAUCAUUUUAGAGGCUGACAUUUCCAGAACUAGACUGAUUCUAGAAAUCUCAACUGCAAAGGGCUGAAACUUUAAAAACAGUUUGAAAACGUCCAGCGCUUUACACCUCAGCAUAUUUUUUAUGCUCAAUCGAAUGUAUAAAGUUUUUUAAAGCCUUAAUCAGGAAAACCUGUUAUUAUGGUUUUCAUAUGGCUUUGGUGGUCCUGUUUUCUUAGAAAUUUCUUGUGAGGUGAUUGGGGGAGGGGCCUUUUAAAUGCUGCUGUAGAAGCAAUAGAAAGAGCUCAUUGGCUCUCGCAUUAAAGUGAUAUUGUGGCGAAAACGUAGUUUCCCCUCUUACCCCAAACGUAGCCAAGACUUGUUUGGUGUCUGUGGUUUGCACUGGAGCUACCAGGCUAAUGUAGCCUAAGUCCACCAGUUAGCAUGAUGCUAACCGCAUGCCCAAGUCAUCACAUACUCGCCUCAAACUGUGUGGAGGUGUUCAGUGAUCUGCAAUAGCCUUGAUUAUGGUUUCUGAUGCUGCAUUGCAUGGACAAGGUCAUGUUAGCAAAGCUAAAAACAAUAGCAGCCUGAAUUAUGUCCAUUUUCUAGGUAACAUGCAGUUAGUAAAUGCUAAUUGGUCAGGUGGGGUUUUAUAAGCUUCCAUUACUUGUUAGCUAUUAGCUUCGUUGCUUCAUAGUUAGCAUGGCUAACAUCAUUAGCAGCAUGAAUUUUGUCCAUGUUCUAGAUAACAACAUCAUACAGUGUCAGUAGCCAGAUAAAUAAGUCAUGCAGUAAGUAGAUGCUAAUUGGUUUGGUGAUGUUUUAUAAGCUUCCAUUGCUUGUUAGCUAUUAGCUUCGUAGCUCCAUUGUAAAACUAUAGAAACAGACUUCAGACACCAAACAUGAACAGCAUCUGGGGCGAGAGGGUGAAUCUAGGUAAAUGGGAUUUUUUGCUAAACUCGUUUUAAUCAUUCAAAGCAGUUUGUUAGGCCUGUCAGGUGUUUGAAUUCAUCACUCAGCCGUAUUGAGUCUUUGUCCUUGUUUACCGUAUAAGGUUUAAAGUUUGUUGUGCCGUCUGAACCAAAGCGUAAAAUCACAUUAACUGUAACUUAAUUUAUUUGAUAUUAUUGAUUCAGGUACUUUGGUGUCUUUCUCUGGGUGUUGGCUAAUGCAGCUGUUGAAUUUCAUCUGGAAAUUAUGGCCUUACUAGUUUCUAAUAAGUUUGUCUUUGACUGUAAACUGACGACUGUAAAUAUAUAUUUGUGUUUGUAUGUGUGGGAAGAUGAUUUUGCGUAAUACAGGAUUUUUAAACGUUGCAAUGUGAACAAACAUCUGCACUAAAAUGUUUCUUUAAUGAUUCGUACAUGUUUUAAGAAUAAAGCUACACUGAUGUGUUUUUA
This is a messenger RNA of Pygocentrus nattereri (red-bellied piranha), 3825 nucleotides long. It is a transcript of the gene gltpa, whose product is annotated as glycolipid transfer protein a. The coding region runs from base 116 to 745 and encodes 209 amino acids. The transcript has 5 exons. Gene Ontology annotation, molecular function: ceramide 1-phosphate transfer activity; ceramide 1-phosphate binding. The record is from RefSeq and is a predicted model, not a curated record. NCBI's taxonomy places the organism in Eukaryota, Metazoa, Chordata, Actinopteri, Characiformes, Serrasalmidae. Gene Ontology annotation, cellular component: membrane; cytosol; cytoplasm. Gene Ontology annotation, biological process: ceramide transport; intermembrane lipid transfer.